Coccidioides posadasii C735 delta SOWgp is the source of this 1266-nucleotide messenger RNA. RefSeq lists its product as uncharacterized. Gene Ontology annotation, biological process: tRNA wobble uridine modification. Lineage: Eukaryota; Fungi; Ascomycota; Eurotiomycetes; Onygenales; Onygenaceae. The record is from RefSeq and is a predicted model, not a curated record.
AUGCCACUCAUAAUCCUAACCGGAUACCCGUGCUCUGGUCUUACCUACCGGGCCAAUCAACUCUCCACCCUGCUUGAAGACCUCCAAAACCGCCUCCACCCUCCAUCACAAGCUUCCGAAGAGGUACCACAAGUACAACAGCAAAAGGGUCGCUAUAAGAUUCACAUUGUCACAUCGCAUGAUGUUUCCCAUCCGCGAACGGUUUAUGAUGCGGCGCGUUCUGAAAAGGAAGCCCGCGCCGUUGUGUACGGGCGGGUGAAGAGGUUACUGGGAAAGGAUAGCAUCGUAAUCGUGGAUGGGAUGAACUACAUCAAGGGGUGGAGAUACCAACUGUGGUGUGAGAGUAAAGCGGCAUCGACGACGUGCUGCGUGGUGCACGUUGGAACGCCGAUAGAUCAGUGCGUCAAGAAUAACGAAGCACGUCUCCAGAAGGUGCAGAAUGGGGAUGAUGAACUGAAGCAAAACUCGCAAGGGCCAACGUCCCAGAGCGCCGAGGAGAUUCCUACGGCGAAGGUGACAUAUACCCACGACGAUGAACCCUAUCCGCCUGAACUCUUACAAAAUUUGAUCUUCCGCUUUGAAGAGCCGUCCACGUCAAGUCGCUGGGACAAGCCACUAUUUACUGUUCCUUGGUCCGAUCCCACACCACCUAUAGAAUCAAUUUGGGCUGCAUUAACGGGCCAAACAAUAUCCAACGCAUCUACUGCCUCCUCUUACCUCACCAUCACGUCUAACCCUUCGAGUCUUUCAGAGCAAAAUUCAUCUACAUCAGUCCGCGACACUGCUUCCACGGCAACUACGACGCCGCGCACCCGCGUCUCUCGCCCCAAAAUCGUUCCUCAUCAAGCAACGAUGCAACCACCCACCACCGACCCCGGCGCCCUUUACGCCCUCGAAAAGCGCACAUCCGAGAUCGUCACUCACAUACGCAAUUUCACCCAAACCCACCCUACAAUUUCCUCUCUCGGUGUCUCGAGUACACUGACCGACCAAACAGCCCCUGGGAUAUCCGUCCCUAUCCCAGACAUCUCUAUACCCGUAUUUAUUCCUAGCACUGCUCUCGCUGCAUCACCAACAGAAGAACUUGCUGGUGCAGGAGGAGUAUUGGCGCUGCCACGACUUCAGAGGCUAAGAAGACAAUGGGUGGGAAUGAACCGGGCGUAUCUUGGGCAAGGCCAUGGGAAAGGUCCGGGAUCGAUGGGAUCAGAGCAAGUAGGCGAGGCGUUUGUGCGAUUUUUAAAUGGCGAGUUUGAGGGGGUGGAAUAA